AUGGACUUGGCGGGAGAAACUUCAAGUCACCAGGAGACCAGUUCAUCCUCUGUAUCAGUAGAUUGGGCAGCAGCUUUCAAGUUACCAGAGUUUUCCUCUGGUCUUCAAUCUGCUGUGGCCGAGGUCAUCGCGAAAAUGAUUGGUGCACAUGCAUCCACUGAAACACAAGUUGUGGCAUUGGAGCAGUUGGAUGAAGUUUGUCCCACAGUGAUGGUAAGCGUGUCAGGUAUGCAAACACCAGGUGAAGGUACGUUAACUGCUCCUUCUUUUGUUUGGAUUUCUGGGUCGACGUUGACACAAUCAAGUACAAUUGCACAAUUUAGUAAAGCCAAAUGUCCAACAGUUACACCGAAUCCCUCAAUCAAGACUUUAUCCUGGGACCUGUCCCUGCAAGGCUCAUUGCACAGAUAUUGGCGUAUAAGUUUGUCGAGAUGUCAGAUCUCAUCCCAGAAAAUUUAGCCCUGACCCCAGAGGUACCACCCUCCUUUAGCAAUGAAGGUCGCUCGAUUGUGCCCACAACGACAACUUCGUCACACAAAAAGAAUGAGGUAAGAGAUAUUCUUACAUGGGUAGUGUGCUUCAAUAGCUACAUAGCUAUAAUCACAGUGUCUCAGCCUAAAGGAACACAGGAUUUACUCAUGUAUAUGGCCAUAAUAAUACGCAUCACAAAGUAAUUCCCCGGACAGUAUUGGUUUAAUUAUGAUCGAUUAUGAUUGACUUGGAAGCUGCUGCAUCCAAUUCAAAGAAUUAGAGCCAAAUUCAUGCAGAUUUGUAUUAUUACCAUACCUCGGUAGAGGUCAAACCCACACAACCACAUUCACAAAAUUGCGAACCUUGUGGUGGUUAAAAUUCAAUGAUUCGCUGCAAAUCAUGGAAUUCAGGCGCAUGUAGCAGUCAACAUGCUUUUUGUAGAUUUUGCCAUAAAUGCGAUCGAAACAGGUUCGGCGCAGAAUCAAAUGCACAGAAUUCGCACAUAAACAAGGGCAUAGUCCUGGAGAUGAAUCAAGCUGUAGGCGACAGGUGAAAUGCGAUUAGAAUAGACAGUGUAGUUGAUAACAAUAUUUUUUCCUGUUUAGUUGUACAAAACAAUUUUAAUCCUCCAGACGUGUGGUCAGUUACCCCAAUUAAUGUAGACAAUUUGACAUUACCAUUAUGUAGUCAUCCGGAUCAACAAAAAGUUGACUAUGUUUUAAGUGGUUUACAUCAUGGAUGUUGGCUUGGGUUUCACCAGGAGUUGACAAAAUCUGAAAUUAGUCAAGGCGAACUGUCCCUCUGUGCUCAAACAGCCCUCCAUAAUUGA
Messenger RNA from Paramuricea clavata, 1300 nucleotides. The record is from the annotation of a GenBank genome assembly. NCBI's taxonomy places the organism in Eukaryota, Metazoa, Cnidaria, Anthozoa, Malacalcyonacea, Plexauridae.